AUGGUUGAGAAUGAAGAGACGGUAGAAAUUGGUAAAAAUGGGAAAGUUAAUCGGAUAGCCAUAGUUAUUAAUACAAGUAGAAAUGAAUGCACCAAAUUGUUUGACCGAAUGAUCAAAAAGAGUCGAGUGGCGGAAACAGUUGUCACAUGGAUUGCAGCUGCUUCUAAAAAUAAUACGAAUAAUACGGCUGCAGUAACAUCACGAGCGCCUGUACGGCAUGUCGAAUUAUCAUCACAAGUAGCACGGAUAACAGAGAUGUUACCUGUACAAACAUCAGCACGACAAGUUGGUCUUACUUUAACUGCCCAACAGCAAUUGAAACAAGAACAUCGUGGCAUUCAAAUUUCCAAUAACUUUACUGCUCAUUCAUCACCAUUCCAGGCAUUCACCAGAGUCCAUGAGUUUGAUGAAACUGAAGACACUCAUUUCCUUUACUACAUUGUUAUAUUUGGUGCCAUUAUUGUUUGCAUAUACGUUGCUUCACACAAUAAGAAGAAGAUUCUUGGCUUUAUUAUUGAAGGGCGUAAACCUUCAAACAAUAUACGACGAGCAGCUUUUCGUUAUAGGCGUUUGAGUCAGCAUGACGAUAGUGGAUCCGGUCUUACAAAUGUGAUUUACUAG
Acanthocheilonema viteae is the source of this 621-nucleotide messenger RNA. The record is from the annotation of a GenBank genome assembly. NCBI's taxonomy places the organism in Eukaryota, Metazoa, Nematoda, Chromadorea, Rhabditida, Onchocercidae.